GCCAAAGGCAAUCAGAAAGCCAAGCUGCAUUGCUUUGCCCAACCCCUCUCUUUUGCCCCAAAGUAUACGCUCCUUGAAACAAAGCUGCCAGACAGAAUUAACAGAAUGUCGAACCCAGUUAACGUUCCUAGGUGGACUCCAAACGCAAGCCCAACAAGGUUACCUCACCCAGAAACCAUUUCGCAGGAGAGGGAUGAUGACACGGAGAUGGGAAGCAUUGUGUCUGAAGAAGAACCCAUGUCCAUGUCCCACGGCAUGGAAAGGACUUUCCCUUUCAGCACUUACUCCGCUCCUCCACCUUCUACGUUUCCCAACCCCAAGGACAAGGUCAUCCACCCUCAACCUGCCUAUAGCUUGAGAAUUGAAACCGAUGAAAUUACGCACCACGUGGAGGCCAGAGAGGUUCAGUUGUCCAACCAUGGCCAUGCCGCCUAUGCUUCUCGCGCUCCACUAACUGUUCCUUUGGAGUACCGACAGGACGGCAUCUACUUGACAUGGAAGGAUCUGUGUGUUACGGUCUCCGACGCGAAAAGCGGGACACGGGCCAUCCUUCAGGGUCUCACCGGUUACGCCCAGCCCGGCGAGGUCUUGGCCAUCAUGGGUCCUUCCGGUUGCGGCAAGUCAACUCUCCUUGAUACUUUGGCUGGGAGACUAGGUUCGAACACGAGACAAUCUGGAGAUAUCCUUGUUAAUGGACGAAGACAAGCACUGGCAUUUGGGACCUCGGCUUAUGUGACUCAAGAUGAUACUCUAAUGAUGACAUUAACUGUUAGAGAAGCAGUUUACUACUCUGCCCAGCUUCAGCUGCCCGACUCCAUGCCGCUGUCCGAGAAGAGGGAAAGAGCAGAGAUCACUAUCAGGGAGAUGGGGUUGCAAGAUGCAAUGAACACCAGAAUUGGAGGGUGGGGUCACAAAGGGCUUAGUGGCGGCCAAAAGAGGAGAGUCAGCAUCUGUAUUGAGAUCUUGACCCGCCCAAAGCUUCUUUUUCUGGACGAACCCACCAGCGGUCUUGACAGUGCGGCUUCCUACCAUGUCAUGAACCGAAUCGUACGCCUAGCCCAACAGGAUGGAAGGACAGUCGUCGCUUCCAUCCAUCAGCCCAGCAGUGAAGUUUUUGAGCUCUUCCACAAUCUUUGUCUUCUUUCUGCUGGUAAAACGGUCUACUUUGGCCAGGCUUCAGCAGCAAGCGAGUUCUUUUCAUCAAAUGGUUUCCCAUGUCCAAGUCUGAGAAACCCAUCGGAUCACUACCUUAGGACGAUCAACAAAGACUUCGAUACGGACGUCGAACAGGGCUUUGAUGGGAAGACUAUAAGCACUGACGAAGUAAUUAACAUUCUUGUAAAGUCAUACAAGUCAUCUGAGACUUGCCAGCAAGUGAAAAGACGGGUAGCAGAGAUAUGCAAAAGGGAAGGUGCACCUUUGGAGAAGAAGGGCAGUCAAGCUAGCUUCCUUUCGCAGUCUUUCGUUCUAACGAAACGAUCUUUUGUGAACAUGUAUCGUGAUCUUGGGUACUACUGGUUGCGGCUUGCAAUCUAUAUCGCUCUAUGUCUCUGCGUAGGUACUAUAUAUUUCGACAUCGGCCACAGCUUCGGCUCCAUUCAGGCUAGGGGCUCGAUGUUGAUGUUUGUCGCUGCCUUCUUGACAUUUAUGGCCAUCGGUGGAUUUCCUUCUUUUGUUGAGGACAUGAAGAUCUUCCAACGAGAGAGAUUGAAUGGGCACUACGGAGUGGGUGCAUUCGUUCUGGGAAAUUCGUUUUCUUCCAUCCCCUACUUGCUUCUCAUUUCUCUGAUUCCAGGAGCAAUUGCUUAUUAUCUCGUGGGUCUUCAGAAGGGAGCUGAGCACUUCGUCUACUUUGCUCUGGUGCUCUUCGUAUGCAUGUUAUUGGUCGAGAGCCUGAUGAUGAUCGUCGCGAGUGUUGUGCCAGAUUUCCUCAUGGGUAUUAUCACAGGAGCUGGAAUUCAGGGUGUGAUGAUGUUGAAUGGUGGGUUCUUCCGACUGCCGGACGAUCUUCCGAAGCCUUUCUGGAAAUACCCAAUGUACUAUAUUGCCUUCCACAAGUACGCUAACCAAGGGUUCUACAAGAAUGAGUUUGAAGGUUUGACGUUCCCCAACAAUCUAGCAGGAGGUCCACCCACCAUCACUGGAGAUGAAAUUUUGAGGGACACGUGGCAAGUGGAGAUGGGUUAUUCUAAGUGGGUGGACCUUGCAAUCUUGUUGGGGAUGGUUAUCUUGUACAGAUUCAUGUUCUGGGCUAUUAUCAAGACUGUUGAGAAGAUGAAGCCCAUGAUCAGGGCUUUCUUAGCUACCCCUCCCAAUCAAAUGGCACAGAUCAUGGAGACUCCCUCUACAAGUUAAAAAACUGAAUUUGGUGUAUCACUGUAUUAAUAUUAUGCAGUAUUAUGUGGCAUGUGUGCUCGCUCAAUUUUCGUUGACGUGCACUUGUUUUAAUUGAGUGAGGCGCACUUAAAUGUGACUUGCUUUUUCAAAAAUAUAUAGUAGUUCAUGAUGUAUAAUCA
Messenger RNA from Nelumbo nucifera (sacred lotus), 2516 nucleotides. RefSeq names its product ABC transporter G family member 1-like. The record is from RefSeq and is a predicted model, not a curated record. NCBI's taxonomy places the organism in Eukaryota, Viridiplantae, Streptophyta, Magnoliopsida, Proteales, Nelumbonaceae. Gene Ontology annotation, cellular component: membrane. Gene Ontology annotation, molecular function: ATP binding; ABC-type transporter activity; ATP hydrolysis activity.